Molecule: messenger RNA, 1287 nt
Organism: Dovyalis caffra
Lineage: Eukaryota; Viridiplantae; Streptophyta; Magnoliopsida; Malpighiales; Salicaceae
Source: the annotation of a GenBank genome assembly
AUGGGAAGUGGCGCAGACGUGGAGGAUGCGUUGAAGGACGAGAAGAACCCUCCCCCUCUGGAUGAAGACGAUAUCGCACUCCUCAAGACUUAUGGUUUAGGACCUUAUUCUACGAGUAUAAAGAAAGCAGAGAAGGAAAUUAAGGAAAUGGCGAAGAAAGUCAACGAUUUGUGCGGUAUCAAGGAGUCUGAUACUGGUUUAGCUGCACCAAGCCAAUGGGAUCUUGUUUCUGACAAGCAAAUGAUGCAAGAGGAGCAGCCCCUUCAGGUUGCUAGGUGCACCAAGAUAAUAAGUCCAAACACCGAAGAUGCCAAAUAUGUGAUAAAUGUUAAGCAAAUUGCCAAGUUUGUUGUUGGGCUGGGCGACAAGGUUUCCCCUACUGAUAUAGAAGAAGGCAUGCGUGUGGGGGUCGAUCGCAACAAAUAUCAGAUACAGAUUCCUCUGCCUCCCAAAAUUGAUCCAAGUGUGACCAUGAUGACAGUAGAGGAGAAGCCAGAUGUGACAUAUAAUGAUGUUGGUGGAUGUAAAGAGCAGAUUGAAAGGAUGCGAGAGGUUGUCGAGCUGCCAAUGCUACACCCUGAGAAAUUUGUAAAGCUUGGAAUUGAUCCUCCUAAGGGUGUUCUCUGCUAUGGUCCUCCUGGAACUGGUAAAACACUUUUAGCCAGAGCUGUGGCUAAUAGAACUGAUGCUUGUUUCAUUCGGGUUAUAGGAAGCGAGCUUGUUCAAAAAUAUGUAGGCGAGGGAGCCCGGAUGGUCCGCGAACUUUUUCAGAUGGCACGUUCAAAGAAGGCUUGCAUUGUGUUCUUUGAUGAAAUUGAUGCCAUAGGAGGUGCACGAUUUGAUGAUGGUGUAGGUGGAGACAAUGAAGUUCAGCGUACAAUGCUUGAAAUUGUUAAUCAACUUGAUGGGUUUGAUGCCCGUGGAAACAUCAAAGUUCUUAUGGCAACAAACAGGCCUGACACUCUAGAUCCAGCAUUGUUACGUCCUGGACGAUUAGAUCGUAAGGUUGAAUUCGGCCUUCCAGAUUUGGAGAGUAGGGCACAGAUAUUUAAGAUCCAUACCCGAACAAUGAACUGUGAAAGGGAUAUCCGGUUUGAGCUUUUGGCUCGGCUCUGCCCAAAUUCAACAGGAGCGGACAUUAGAAGUGUAUGUACUGAAGCUGGAAUGUUUGCAAUUCGAGCCCGGCGGAAGACAGUAACAGAGAAGGACUUCCUUGAUGCAGUAAACAAAGUGAUUAAGGGAUACCAAAAGUUCAGCGCAACUCCGAAAUAUAUGGUGUACAAUUGA